Molecule: messenger RNA, 1515 nt
Organism: Cornus florida
Lineage: Eukaryota; Viridiplantae; Streptophyta; Magnoliopsida; Cornales; Cornaceae
Product: UPF0481 protein At3g47200-like
Exons: 1
Coding region: 1-1515 (504 amino acids)
Source: RefSeq, a predicted model, not a curated record
AUGGCGAAUAAUAGAAAUCCUGCCGCUAUAGCUCAGCUUUUGGAGUACCUGAAGAUAAAUAUCGACGGCAACAAAGAAAAGAUAGAUUCUCUCAAGUGUUACACAGAACACAAAUCUAUUCCCACCAUUUACAGGGUUCGAGAUGAGUUACAUAAGAUGAAUGAACGUGCAUAUACUCCUAGUAUGGUAGCUAUUGGGCCUCUUCACAGAGGGAAGAAACAUCUGCAACCAAUGGAGGCGGAGAAGCUUAGCUACAUGCAUUUCCUAUUUAAUCGAACACCAGAUUUUGAGGAUACACGAGAUGCUUGUGUGGAAUCCAUGUUAAAUAUGGAGUCCAUUGCCAGGAAAUGCUAUGCGGACGAUGUCAAACUCCCACGAAAUUUUGAGGAAACACGAGAUGAUUGUGUGGUUGCUAUGUUAAAAAUCGAGUCCAUUGCUAGGAGAUGCUAUGCAGAAGAUGUCAAACGCCAUGAAGAUGACAAACCUGUCAAGUUAGAGUACUACUCUAAAAUUCGAGAUGUGAACUGCAGCGCAGAUCAAAAUGUCAUGUUUGCAGAAAAUGUGAGGUUCGCUGAAAUGAUGCUUGUUGAUGGUUGCUUUAUGAUUGAACUUUUUUACCGGUGUUAUAGAAGACAGAUGGACCCUAUUUUGGGGAACACUUUCAAACGCCCAACUAUCCUGCAAGACUUGAUACUGAUAGAGAACCAGCUUCCGUUUGAUGUUCUUGAGGAAUUGUUCCGCCUCACAGUUGAUCGCAUCCCAGAAAAUCGCAACCGCCCUACAUUGACUGAAUGUGUCCUUUCACUCUAUUGGGAUCUAAUAAGCGUAGAACCACGUACUUUAAAAAAAAUGGAUGACAAACGUACCGCCCAUGUACUCCAUCUUUUACACAGUUGCUACUUGCCAAGGGAGGAAGCGGAGGAGCCAGAGUCGUUUCAAGAAACAGCCGAGGUGUUAAAGAAUUUCAAAUAUUCUGCAACAGAACUCGAUAUGGGAGGAAUCAAGUUUGUGCAAGGUAAUAAAAAGGACUUAUUCGACUUCAAGUUUAAGACCCCCAAUAGUUUCUGUUUUUGGAGGAGAAGUGAAUUGGAGAUCCCACCUUUCGACGUUAACGAUUAUACUGAGUUGUUCUUGAGAAACUUCAUUGCUCUUGAACAAUCUUGUCGUGUUAAGAAAUACUUCACAUCACAUGCUCUUCUCAUAGAUAGACUCAUCAACACAGCUGACGAUGUACAAUUGCUGGAGAAAAAAGGGAUAAUAGUUAACAACAUGGGUUCCGGUGAAGAAGUGGCACAUCUCUUCAACAAUCUUGGCAAGAAUAUUUCUAUAAAUCGUCUCUACUCAACUAAGGACUGCCUAAAGGUCAUCAAGUUUUACAAUCAAAGUUGGCCCAAGUUUCAAGUCAAACUGAGACGUGAUUAUUUCAGUAAUCCAUGGACAGUCAUAUCGGUAGUUGCUGCCUUCUUCCUUUUUGUGCUUACAUUACUGCAGACCAUCUACACCAUGCGUUCUUAA